AUGGCUAACAGCAGUAACCUCGAAUUGCCUGCCAUUACUGGCACAAGUCGACGACCCGUUUCAAUAACAGGCAAAAGACCAAUAAAGGUCGAGUCUGCCGAGGAGUAUGCGCGCAAUGUCGAAGGCCAUGCAAAUCCACCAUCUGCACAAUCUCUCUAUAGUGGUUCAAAUUAUGCCAAUUUUGCGGCAUAUUUACGUCGACCAUACCAGCCAAUUGCCGUCGUGAAUAGUCAAAGAGCAACCAGAAAUGCCACACCCUUCGCAACAAUUCAUGAUCUCAGUCUACCUGAAGAAGACGAGAGGAGAAUUAGUCGAUUCUGCACUGUCGAAGCUUUCGAGAAAAUGAUAGAGGAAAAGAAGAAGCAGACCAGGCCGAGCCUGUUAGUCUUUCUCCAAGGACACCCAUCUCCAGAAUGGCUCAACACAAUAGGCUACCUCUGCAACGUCGAUCCCGAAUCUCUCCUACGACAUCUCAAUUUUCAGAAUCCCCCCAAGCGAAAGAUAUUUUACAUCACCGGCUUUACCGUGCACCUCGAGUAA
Messenger RNA from Mollisia scopiformis, 540 nucleotides. RefSeq lists its product as uncharacterized. The coding region runs from base 1 to 540 and encodes 179 amino acids. Lineage: Eukaryota; Fungi; Ascomycota; Leotiomycetes; Helotiales; Mollisiaceae. The record is from RefSeq and is a predicted model, not a curated record. The transcript is spliced from 2 exons.